Eupeodes corollae is the source of this 7085-nucleotide messenger RNA. RefSeq names its product nuclear pore complex protein Nup153 (gene Nup153). Bases 699 to 6941 code for a protein of 2080 amino acids. Gene Ontology annotation, molecular function: structural constituent of nuclear pore. Gene Ontology annotation, cellular component: nuclear pore. Gene Ontology annotation, biological process: RNA export from nucleus; protein import into nucleus. The transcript has 7 exons. NCBI's taxonomy places the organism in Eukaryota, Metazoa, Arthropoda, Insecta, Diptera, Syrphidae. The record is from RefSeq and is a predicted model, not a curated record.
GGUCGCGUUUCACUGUACUUUUAUGAAACUUUUAUUUUAUCUUAUUUUAAAUAUAAUUUCCACAUACAAUUCCAACUAAAGUUGAUCCAUAAACAUAAAUUAAGUGAUUAAUUAAAUAAAACUCAUUCUAAUUCAGCAUAAAUUUUCGAUUUGAACAAAAAGAAAAAAAAUUGUUUCAAGUUAAAAAGGAGUAGAAAAAAAAAGAACAAAAAUGCAAAGUAAAAUGGGUUCGUUCUUCAUCAUCUUCAUCUCGAUCUCCGCCGUGUCGUUCGUACUCCGUCGGCAGUGAAUGAUGAGAAUGAGAAAGAAAUAGCAAAUAGGAAAACUUUAUAUAGCUAUAGCGCGUAGUGUGUGUGUGAGUGAAGGAAUAAACAAAUAUAUCUUAUCAAUUGAAAAGAAAGAAACAGCUUUCUUUUAAAAAACCGGAGAGGUUCUCAUACAAAUAAAAGCUAGAGCGAGGCCAACACAUUCUUUUUUAUUUUUUGACAGAAGUAAUAUUUUUUGUGUGGUUUCGCGUGGAUUUUUGAAAAAUUCGGAAUAAAAUUUAAAAUAAUUAACAAAAAGUUGUAAAUUCAAAUAAAAUUGUAAUUCAAUCGACAAUUGGGAACGCGGAACACCCACAGAGCGUUUGGGAGUAGGAUUCUUUUUUGUUUUUAGUUGAAAAGCAAGCUUUGUCGCCGCUAUUCGCCCAUAGAAAAAUGUCGGAGCCUGAUAGCCCCACACGUCGGGGCGACCUGCAUCAUCACCACCACCACCAGCAGCAGCAGCAGCUCCAUCAAUCAGGCGACGAACGUGAUGAAGCGAAUAACUCGAUUAUCGGAAAAGUUAGGUCACGCGUCUCGAGCAUCUUGCCACAGCAGCUCACCAAAUGGUUCUCACCAUCGGCCUCAGCUGCAAACUUAUCUCAAAGCAACGGUGGGGUCGGAGCGAGUCGUAGACGACGCCGCAAUGAAGAAGACGAUCAUGAACCCCGCGCGGAUAAUUCGGACAACGAUGAAGACGACGAUGGCAGUGACAACAGUGGCGGAGAGGACGCCGACGAAUAUUCAUCUCCAAUAUCGGCUCAGCCGCCAACUAAAAGAUCCCGACUAAAUGUUGAGGAAACUAGAACCAAUUUUAAGGAUAAUCAAAAAUUAGUGUCGUCCACCCCAACAUUGAGGGGACGCCAAAGGACGACAUUUAUAAGUUUACAUGGAAAUCGAAAAGAACCAGCUUACAAUUUCGGUCCUCAACCGAAAUUCACAACAACAAAUACCCUGAGGAGUGUUGUAACCGAGCAAUCUUCAACAGUUGAUUCAGCUGAUAUAAUUGAAGUUGUUCCAGAAAGAAAUCUACUAAACACAAGCAUGAGUUCCCGAAGAAGCCUUAACAUACCUUCCAGCACAUCAACCGAAUCACAUCGUAAUCUAAAUGACUUCAAACGUCGCUCAAUGAUGAGCAUGAGGACAGCUGGAGCGGGUGUUGGUGUUGGUGUUGGUUCGGGUGCCUCUUAUGUACCCCAAUCGUGUACGGGAACAAUAAUUGAAGGAAAUGAUGACGAAGAUGACAACGAGGACGAAGAACGUAGAGCAGUUACUCAAAAUAUUAACAGAGGUGACGAAGACCUAGAGGUCGAUGAUGACGAUGACAAUGAGGAGAGUGAAGAGAUCGCCAAGGUCACAUCAAAGAAGCCCAAAUUCACGAAUGGCAAUCGAAUGGGUCGUUCUUCUUCGGUCGCUACCGAAAGUGGAGAAAGUAGAAGCUCAAGUGUUGCCCAGGUAGCUGCCCCAAAAUCUGGAUUAUUCAAUCAGGGAAAUCGUAGCCUGCGCACAAUGUCGGGCAAUGGAUUGAAUUUCUACAGCCACUUGGAGGGACGAAAAUCGUUAUUCUCAGAGAAGAAUAUGCCGGGUAUGCUUAACAACUCGACACUCUCACUAACGAGCCUCAAUCGUCGUCAAUUCAAUUCAUCCAUAUACGGAAGCACUUCGGCCUUAAGUGACAGUCGUCUCUUGCACACGUCGUCUCCAUUCUAUAAAGGUCAAACAACGUAUGGCGGAGCUGCUGCAUACAGCAAAUUCAACCGCAGUUUGAAUCAAUCGGUCCGCAUUGCCCCCACUUUGAUUCGGCCAACUUCAAGCCUGUCGACAUUGUCGUCAUCUACGAACUCACUGGCCCAAGGUAACGACCAAUCUAAUUCCACCGCCAUUUCCAACACAGCAAAGAGAAUCUUGGAGUUGAUAAACGACUUCUCCACUCCACUUAACGAUGCAAAGAAGAUGGCAAGCAAUAUAAAGACUCCAUCAAUGCUAGCAAAUCGCAAUGCUGCUGGCAAGCGCUUUAGUGAAGCUGAUUUGGCUUCGGCAAGAAGUGUCCGGCUCUCCACAGUGCGCAAACCCUACACACGUCCAGCCGUGACUCUAAAUCCUACCAACAAUGACUCCAAGAAACUCUUGCCGCCACUAAAGGAAUUGCAGGUUCCAUCGAUGUCGCAGCUGCUGCAAAUGAAGAAGAUGCAAAAUUGCACCGAGCGUUCUCGACAAAUCGCCAAUACAUCAAAAUCGGCUCUGAACAGAGAAUGUGAGUACAAGUUGCCAGGGCAGGAUGAAGAACAGACCACGGACAAAAACGCAAAUAAACAUGUCAGCAAGAUCAAGAAUAAGGUCACUGCAAGCUCAAGGGUGAGCUCGAAGAACAACCACGCCGAAGAUGAGGAGCCACCAGCUCCAGCUAAUCUUCCAAACAUCGCAUUUCCAUUUAUGCGGUCUGUGCCGAAAAUCGAUAUUGCUGUUAAUAAUACUGCUGCUUCCCCGCAGCAACCCAAAGUCGAUUUCAAGUUCGCCUCUGCUCCCGAAGCUAAGCCUACAAAUAACUUUAACUUUGGCCUUGCCAAGGAACCAGAAAAAUCAACAGAAAAGCCAAAACCCUCUGUAAACUUUAACUUCGGAUCUGGCUCUUCAUCCUCGACCACAACUCCUUCGAAUUCUGAAUUUAAGUUCUCAUCCCCCGUCAGUGUGAGUUGCACUCCAUCAAAAGGUGAUAUUGCUCCUAUAAAUAAUUUCAAGUUUAGCUCGCCCCUCAUUGUGGGACGGAAAGAAGCUGAAAAGGAAAAGACAGCGCCUCCCACAGCGGCUGCCUCACCUCAGCCUCAGCUGAAGACUGGUAGCGUUCUCGAUGCCCUGAAGAAGCCAACUGAAAAGGCCGCACCCUUGGCUGUGGCCAAGCCACCUAUAACACAAUUUGGGGAUCAAUUCAAGAAGCCUUCCAACGAAUGGGAGUGCUCGGCAUGUAUGAUAAGAAACAAGGACACUGCUGAUAAGUGUGUUGCUUGCACAACUCCUCGGGUUAAACCCGCAGCAGCAGCAGCAGCUCCAACUCUGUCAUUCACAAACACCAACUCGUUGGCAGUGAAAAACACCUUCGGGGAAGCCUUCAAACCCAAGUCUGACACCUGGGAGUGCGAAGCGUGCAUGGUGCGCAACAAGAGUGACGCCGCGGAAUGUGUGGCUUGCUGCACCAAGAAGCCAGGAGCAGCUGCCGCAUCGACUACUGCCAGUGCUCCUAAACUACAAACAACAGAUGUUGGUUUCAAAUCGCUUGUGGCACAACAAAAAGCCUCCAAGUGGGAGUGUGAUGCCUGUAUGACCCGUAACGAUGCUGAACGCAAUAAAUGUGUUUGCUGUGAACAAGCAAAGCCAGGCACGCAGGUGGUCAGCGACAGUGUGCCUCAGUUCAAUUUUGGCACGAGUAGUGCCUCCAAGUUCACCUUUGGAUUCGGUGGAGCCGCUGGCGCCAAAAAGGAAGACGAACUCAAGGCAGAGGCAGUGGCGUCCAGUAAGACUGAGAACAAGUCUGGCUUUACUUUCGGCAUGCCAGCGAAAGCAAACGAUGCUUCCGUUUCCAGCAGCGGCUUCUCCUUCGGCAUUAAGCCUCAAUCAGACACACCAGCAAUUACCUCCAAGGACGUUCCAGAUGUUGUUAAAACAAAUGCAACGACAGGUUUCAAAUUUGGCGUUCAAUCAGCAGACAGUAGUAAGUCGGAUUCUUCUACUACCGCUACUACUACUCCCGCCACGGGUUUCAGCUUUGGCCUAAAACCUGCGGCAGCACCAGACACCAAGUCGGCUAAUGUCACAUUCAAGCUACCCUCGGCUACAGCUGAAAUUAAAAACCCCACCAACACGAACUCCACAGUUACUUCCACAUCUUCCACUCCGGCUUCGUCGUCAAUGUUUAAUACAAUUACUUCAUCGGCAUUUGGCGGGGUGAAGAAACCCGAAGAAGUGAAGCCAGCCGCCGAAACUAAAGGCUUGGUUUUCGGAGCGUUAAAUACAAAUACAAACACAAAUACUCCAGCCCCGGCUGCAGCUAUCAAACCAAUCACAUUCAACGCUACAACGGAUGAAAACAAAAUGCCACCUAAGGCGACUUUUGGCAGCCCUGGAUUCGUAUUUGGCAAACCAGCUACAACGACAUCGUCUGCAUUUUCGCCCAAAGCUCCAACCACCAUGUCUCCGGGCUUUGCUUUCGGAAAGGAUAUGACGAGUGGUUCAAGUACUGCACCUUCUCUGUUCGGUUCACCUUCGGCAGCAACGAGCUCUACAAGUGGCGCGCCCUCAAAGAGUGCAACACCUGUGUUUGGAGCCGCCGCCGGCGCUAACGCAGCUGCACCUGCCACAGCAACAGUCAGCAGUUCCACAACUGGUUUCAUUUUUGGAAAACCUGCUACGACUUCAUUAUUUGGAGCAGCAGCUGCUUCCUCGUCAACCACAACUGCUACGUCUUCAGUUUUUGGUUCAAAACCUGCAGCGCCCAAUUUUUCGGCUCCAGCAGCAGCAGUAGGAGCAACCACAACUUCCACUAUUUCCUCAACAGGUUUAUCGAUCGCAAAUACUUCCUCAUCUACGAAUCCCUCACCGGCGCCAUUUGUAUUUGGAAGUAGUGGAGGCUCAUCUUCAGCUGCGAAUACAAACAAUAAACCGGUUUUCGGAGCAAGCACCUUCGAAGCUUCGUCGGGAACGGCUGCUGCCCCAGCAACAACCGCAUCAAGUUGGCCAACAAACACAUUUACAUUUGGUUCGACAAAACCACCCGAAGAGCCCAAAAGUAACGCCUUGCCAGCUUUUGGAUCACCCGCAUCGAUUUUCGGUCAAACGACGCCAAUGUUUGGUUCUAGCCAACAGCAACAGCAACAAGUAGGUGAGGUGAAACCUAUGGUUGCAGCAGCUCCUCCAUCAGCAGUACCCUCAUUCGGAACACCCUCAGCAACCUCCACAAUAUUUGGUUCGAAUACAACAGCCCCCUCAGGUGGUGCGUCUUCGUCCAGCAAUAUGUUUGGUUCCUCAAGUUCCACCCCUGUGUUUGGCUCCUCGAUGGGUUUUGAGGGUUUCGGAGCGCCAGCCGCGACUGCAACGGCCCCUGCUGCGCCAUCAAACAGCAGCACUAAUCCAGCUGCGAUGCCAACAUUCGGUUCCUCCGCGUUUUCAAGUGGAUUUGGCUCACUAGCAGCUGCCUCAUCGUCAGGCAGUGGAGAUGGAGCACCAGCGCCCAAGAAAGCCGAUAUGGCGUUUAACUUUGGCAGCGCACAGACUUCAACAAAUAGUGGCUUUUCUUUUGGAGGAACCGCCAAUAAACCCGCUGCGGAUGCUGUAUUCAAGUUUUCAACGUCGAGUACACCUAGUUUUAAUUUUACAGGGGCAACAGAGUCAACCAACAUAGCACAACCGUUUCAAUUUGGAGCUCCGACCAGUACACCGGCUGUUUUUAAUUUUGGUGGUGUUGAGACCGAUGCCAACGCCAGGAAUAGUAGGGAGUCAACAAGCAGCUCGUCGAAAAAUGCGGCCAGUAACACGCCGGACGCAACCACGGUAGACCAUAAUGUUUUUGUUAGCAGUAGACAAUGGUUGAGACCGAUUAGGGACGACAAAAAUAAUAACAAACACACGUACAUCAACGCCAAUGCCAUUAGCAGCAGCAGCAGCAGCUUAAAAAGCAGUACAGACUCACAACGAGCUUCUACAACCGCUGCAUUAAAUAAUUUAAACAAUAAAGAGCUUUUAUCAACAUCUUCUCCUUCAACUGUAAUAGUACCAGCAGAUUUAUCAACAACAACAACAACAACACCAACAACAAUUCAAUCAGAUCAAAAACCAUACCAUUAUAAAAAAUCUUUUUUAAUGCAGAAAUACAAAUUUUAUCGAACAUCAACAGCAACAACAACAAAUGAAGCAGAAUCAAUAAACAGAAGUAGCAACAGCGGCAGCAGCAGCAGCAGCAUUAAUCGAAGUAACAAAGUCAGCGAUGGCAAUGGCGGUGACGGUGACCACCACGACCCAAAGGACGACAUGAAAAACAACGACAAAGCAUCGGCUGCCCCUGAUUUUAAGGAUCAUCGGCAUCAGCAUCAGAAUAAGGAUGACCUAUAUAAUCUAUCAAAGACAGACAACGUUAAGACUGGCGACGAAUCGACAAACCCAACUAAAACAAUUAAACACACAUCAACAUUAACAUCAUCAUUUCAUUCAGUUAAGGAUUUUAUUAAUAGUGGCCACAAACAGCAGCCAGGCCAAGAUGAGAUCAAUAGGAUCAACAGAACUGUGCGGCAAACACCACGUAUUCGUCUGCCCUACAAAAAGUUUACUAUCACUUCUUCCACCAGUAAUAGUAGCAGUGCAAGUAGUAGCAAAUAUAAAUUAAUCCGAAAGCGAUCUAUAUCCAGAGAGGACAAACCAUUAUCCUCAAAAUCAACGAAAGCAGCUGCAACAGCAACAGAAACAGAAACAGCAACAUUACCUGUCAGAAGGACUCUUCGGACUUCACUUCCGCCAAAACGAGGUAAAUUAACUUCAUUUUUAGCCAACAAUAGUAUCACCACCACUACCACCACAGCAACCACAACCACAAACACAAAACCCUAUCAAGAUCCAGCAAAGUACAAGUACGUUAAAAAAUCGCAAGGAAAUUGAAAUAAAGGAACAGUGUGACUAAAUGAAUAAAAUCAUAAACCCAAUUUAUUGUAUGACAAGAUAAAUAAAUAAAUAAUAAAGAAAAACAACAACAAAUAAAAAAACUAACAGCGAUUUGUUCCUAGGCAGUAAGACAAAAACAAA